AUGGAUUGCUGCAACUAUGUGCAACCUUACCCCGGACAUGGGCAUUUCUAUCAGCAGCAUUUUUGUUAUGACAACAUGAACGGCUAUGCUGGAUAUGGUGUGGCUCCGAUUGCCGAUACGAUCGACGUUAACGCGCGAUAUGCGAGGCUACAUGCUGCUUAUCCGACAGAUUACGUGUACAAUCCGAAGGAGGCCCGAUUGCGGAAAGCAAUGCGCGAGCAGAACCGCGAAUUAUCGCGGCAGUCGGUCUUAUCUGCGCCGAUUUCAACCCCCGAAAAUUCAACAAACAACACCGGCAGUAAUUCUACACCAGUUUCAACGAAUUUUGUUAAUCUAUCAAUGACGUGUUCAUCACCAGCACCAACGGGUCAGAGUGGCUCAUCAUUGCCCGGUAGUUCUUCGUAUAAUCCUGGGAGGAUCAAUCCGUGGUUUCCAAUUGGUCAUGCGACGCCUGGAGAUCAUGUGAAACAGUUGAUUCCCUACAGAAUGAUGCAGGCCCACCAGUGCACCUCUGAUAAGGCAAAAGAUGUUUUGAGGAAACAGACGUCCCUGGCCGAGUGUGCAACAGCCUUUCCAUCAUCAACCCCAGCAUCAUGUUAUCCGGGUGAAUUUUCCCUUCACGUAUCCACUCAGCAGUCGAGAAUUUCCCCAGUUGGUAGUAACACACGGACCAAUGGAACUGGCCUCGAGAGCAACGAUUACUGUGGCAUUGGGGAAUUUACAGACGGCCAGAAGUGGCAUCCUUACCAGAGCGGUCCAACAACGUACCACUCGCGCAGUGGACCGAUGACGAAAAUAUCGACUCGUCAUGCUAUGCAAAAUGUCAACACCAUUAAUUCACAUGCACAGGGACCAUGGAAUCAAUUUUGCGGAGUGCCAAUGUCCCCGAUAGCUGCGCAGAAUCCAGUAAUCCGUAGCCCAAGGCACAUGGUACUGCUCCAAGACCAGCAGGAACGACACUGUUUCCUCGAUGAACUUCCCCUGCCCUACGUCACCAAUAAAAUUGAUCUGGGCCACCCAAGAAUGCCACCCAAUUAUUCUCAAUCCACUUAUCGGGACGCGGAAAAAUGCAUUGAUGGCACGUCGAGAUGGCAAACUGGAAAUCCAGAGCCUCUGGUGAACAAUUUGAUGAUGCACCAGACAGAGAUACAGAUUGAGGAUGCCCAGAAGCAACCAAAGACAGAGGAGGCUAAAGAUUUCACUGAUGAUGAAACAGAGAAGCCUGAUAUGGUCUCGAAACAACCUUUACCCGGUUUUCAUCAGGCGUUUGGGUCCACGGAAAUUGGAAGAUUCUCCAGAUCUGAAUUUUUUGCCAAUAUGGUCAGUGAGAAUGGAAAUCUAAUACCUGAAGGUUAUUUCUUCCCAUCCAUGAUCCCUUACCUUCAUAAAAAGCCGUCGACUGAAGAGAUUGCUGUGUCUAACGAUUGCUACUGGAUUGGACCUAUCAUUGGAUUUCCAAUGGCUAAUAUGACAAAUCCUUCGAAAUGUAUCACCUACAUGGAGUUACCCUCUCGCAUGAAUCGCGAUUGGAUGUUUCCUACUUCUAUGAUGCCCCAAGAUCAAGUCCCCAUAAUGGAGAGACCCGAGUUUUUCUUUCAUGACAAUUAUCCCCGUUUUAAUGCUCCCGAACGAGUGCAUUUCAAGGAACAAAAAUUAUCUGAAGACAUCCAGGGGAAAAGUCGAGUUAGUGAGUUCGACGAGCGCAAAGAAAUGGAAGAUGAGGAAGAUGAUCAAUUUAUUAAUGUGGAUGAUGAUUGA
Messenger RNA from Diachasma alloeum, 1758 nucleotides. RefSeq lists its product as uncharacterized. The record is from RefSeq and is a predicted model, not a curated record. The transcript is spliced from 9 exons. Bases 1 to 1758 code for a protein of 585 amino acids. Lineage: Eukaryota; Metazoa; Arthropoda; Insecta; Hymenoptera; Braconidae.